CCUUCCAGAAAAGGGGCCAGUGUAGACGUAGCCAAUGAGAACAGCCUCUCCAGCCCCUUUGGAGCCCUCUUCAGGGAGGUGCAGGCCGCUCUCAAAUCCCCCCUCGCUCUGCUCUUCUGCAGACUGAGCGAGCCCCAGUCCCUCUGCCACGUGCUUCAGCCCCUCAGCAUUUUCAUUGUGCUCUGCUGCACUUUCUCUAACGCGUCUAAAUCCUUUCUGAAAUGGGGGCCCAAACCUGGCCGCAGUACUCCAGGUGUGGCCUCACCAGUGCCGAAUGCAGGGAAUCCCUUCUCCCUUCACCCUGGCUGGCUCGGCCUCCCCAGGUGGUACUGACAGCUGGCUGGCUCCUCACACCCAGAGGCAGGGGGGUGUCUAGUCCCUGCUCUGCCAUCUCCUGGUGCUGCUGCUCCUACUAAUGCAGCCCAAUGUGCUGUUAGCCUUCCUGGCUACAGGGGCUCACUGGUGACUCGGACCUAGCUUCUCAGCCACUGUCCUUUCCUGGGCCACCAGUUCCUGGCCGACUGCUGGAGCCAGUGGCCCAGGAAGGGGAAAGGCUGCCUAUCCCUUGCCCCAUGGGGAUGCUCUGUCGCCUGCAUGUCAUGUCCUGGCUCCACCCUCUCACUCUCCUGUCCCCUUCUCCCCAGAUAAGUGGUGACAGGUAUGAGGGGGAGGUGCGGGCCUACGAGGUGCUGGCGAGGGGCGCAGCGCAGGAGCCCGAGGGCUGGCGGCACGGCGUGGCUGGGGUCCGGGAUGCCGUCAGCAAAGAGAAACAGAAGGUGAAGGAAGAAAGGAGGAAGAAGAUAGAGACGUUCAGCAGCUCUCGGCUGCGGCUGGAGAGCCUCCAGGACUUGGAGGCCAUCGUCAAGCAGAGACAGCACAAGAAGAGACUGAGGAGGGUGGUCCGCCCCAAGGAGCCGGAGCCAGAGCCCAAGCCAGCCGUCAAGGCGGCACCUGUGGAUGCGGCGCGGUUCCUGCAGGCCGUGCGGGAGAACCAAGUCCCCCUGAUUGACAAGUAUCUGGCAGACGGCGGGGACCCCAAUGCUCACGACCAGGUGCGGGGGGAGGGGCUCUGGGGCCUGAACCCAGGAUGUGCAUUGAGCAAAGCGCAGCCCUCUGAGCCCCUCGGGUCCCUGCUCUGUGGCCGGGGGUCCAGCUGGGGUGGGUGGCUGGAGGCCACGCCCCUGCUCUGGGCCUGCCGCGGGGGGCACCUGCAGAUCCUCACACGCCUGCUGGACAGAGGCGCCAAGGUCUCCGUGCGGGACAAGCUGAGGAGCACGGCGCUGCACGUGGCUGUGCGGACGGGGCACUGCGACUGUGCUGAGCACCUGAUCGCCUGCGGGGCCGACCUCGACGCGCAGGACAAGGAGGGGGACACGCCCAUUCACGACGCCAUCCGGCUGGGCCGCUUCAAGGCUGUGAAGACCCUGCUGCUGUACGGGGCGAACCUCAGCAUCCGGAACCAGGAGGGCCUGAGCCCCGUGGACCUGGUGAAGGACUGGCAGAGGGGCAUCCGGCAGACCCUGCAGGUGUGUGCCAGCCAGCAGCGCCCCCCUCGAAGGCACUGAUGCAGCAGGACCAGCUCUCAACCCCCUCCCCCAGUGACCACGGGGGUCCGGGCCCCAGCCCUGAGCUGUCCCUGCUGGCAGUACUUGCUCCUCCCCAAGGCAGGACCCUGGCCCCAGCGGGGGGCUGAGAGGCUGCUCCUGUGCAGUGAAGUGCUCCUGCUGCCCCCACCCACCAGGGCUGCAGCCCUUUCCU
Pelodiscus sinensis (Chinese soft-shelled turtle) is the source of this 1758-nucleotide messenger RNA. NCBI's taxonomy places the organism in Eukaryota, Metazoa, Chordata, Testudines, Trionychidae. The record is from RefSeq and is a predicted model, not a curated record.